Messenger RNA from Ananas comosus (pineapple), 759 nucleotides. Its product is annotated as UDP-glycosyltransferase 87A1-like. Lineage: Eukaryota; Viridiplantae; Streptophyta; Magnoliopsida; Poales; Bromeliaceae. Bases 1 to 759 code for a protein of 252 amino acids. Gene Ontology annotation, molecular function: UDP-glycosyltransferase activity. The record is from RefSeq and is a predicted model, not a curated record. The transcript has 4 exons.
AUGAGAUUGAGUGAUGUCAGACACAUGUUUUCCUUUGGAACACUAGAACGCGCCUUCGGGGCGAUCUCACAGUCGCGGAAAGCUCAAUGUCUCCUCUUCACCUCCUUCUAUGAGAUUGAAUCAAAGGCAAUUGAUCUACUAAGAGAAGAGCUCCCAUGUCCUAUCUUCGCAAUCGGCCCCUGCAUUCCUUACAUGUUGCUCGAUCGAGAAUCUCGAAAUAACGCCGCAUCACAGAACGGUUGUGCUACCGCAAACUACUUCACUUGGUUGGACUCUCAACCUGGAAGCUCCAUACUUUAUGUGUCACUCGGUAGCUUCCUCUCGGUGUCGACAUCUCAACUUGACGAGCUUGCACUGGGCCUGGUUGCUAGCAAGAUCAAAUUCUUGUGGGUCGCGCGAGACGACUCCUCUAGGAUCCAAGAAACGGUUGGAGACGCAGGUCUAGUCAUGCCCUGGUGUGAGCAGUUGAAGGUUCUGAAUCAUCCUUCUGUCGGCGGCUUUUUGACUCAUUGUGGAUGGAACUUGACGCUCGAGGCAUUCAUCACAAUUAAGAAUGUUAUAUGGGUCAUAAAGCUCAAUGUCAGCUGGAUGCAGGAACAACAUUUUGCUUUGUUGCAGCGGGAGACAGAGAAACUUCGGGGUGAUAUAGAGAAAAUGCGAAGUGAACUCAGAUACGAAACUGACAAGGUCACUGCCGGGCAACGGCUGGAUUUAAACCUUGAAAGAGGACUAGCAGUCUUAGCUUUCAAUCACGAGUAA